Scutellospora calospora is the source of this 234-nucleotide messenger RNA. NCBI's taxonomy places the organism in Eukaryota, Fungi, Glomeromycota, Glomeromycetes, Diversisporales, Gigasporaceae. The record is from the annotation of a GenBank genome assembly.
AUGAGUAUUUGUGGAUGGAAAUGGAUUUAUGACAUUCAAAACUUGGCAAAUUGGCGAGUUAAAUUCCAUUUUCGUCUCUUUCGACUCGCUUUCUUAAUCUGCUAUGAUAUUCGCAUUCUCGCUGAAUAUCAAACUUGUGUCCUACAACCAAGUCAUCGAUUAUUAUGGAAUCCACCAAUCCACUCUCUUUUUCGCUUCUUUUUAAUUAGGAAAUGGUUAUGUACUGGUGACUAA